UAACCAGAUGGCUAUAUUACAAAAGCAGGGUUGCAAGCUGAGGCUAGUGCCCUGGAGGGAGGAAAUGAGUGUAGUUGCAGAACCAAGAGACCCUCCUGGACUGAGGCGUCAGGAGGCUUCCCUGCCUGAGCUGGAGUUAACUUUUUCAGGGUGUUUCAACCUCCACACUGUUGAUCUUUGUUGGGGUGGGGGGACUGUCCCAUGCUCUAUGGGAUCUUGAGCAGCAUCCCUGCUUUCUAUCCACUCAGUACCAGUAUCCCCCCACACACACCAGUUUUGCCAACCAAAAAUAUCUCCAGAUAUUGCCAAAUGUCUCCUGGGGGACACAAUGCCCCGCUGAGAACCACUGAACAAGGGCAAGGAAAGCAGAGCAUUUGGGCACAGGUACUGGCCUGGGCAGCAAGGCUUGUGGAUGCAUCAUGCCAGGUUCUGUAGGUCACUGUAAGGACUUGUGGGCUUUUCCUCUGGGUGACAAGGGCACUGGCUGCAGUGGGCCCACAUGGUAGAUCAGGGAGCCGGGAGCCUGUUGAGUGGUAACAGUGGCUUAACCCUGGAGGUGGUAAGAAGGGGGCAGACUCCAGGGAUAUCACCCGCCUAUUGCCCAGGAUCCUUCUGCAAAUGUGGGCAUUGUGGCAGGUGGAACUCAGGGGUUUGUAGAGUUUUCCCAGGGCCUGGUCCCCAGACAGACUCCAAAGUGUUGACCUUCAGGUAGACCUGGCCUUGGGUGAGGGGGGGACUUCCUAGUGUGGAUAAAAAUUAUUUCUAAUUAAGGCUGUUAUUGCUCAAGGAUGGCAGGUUCCAUCCUAUUGGGCGGGAAAAACUUUCCCUUCCAACACUGUCAGUCUUCUCAAAAAAACGAAUUGGAACAGCUUGCUCUCACUGAGUGCCGACUUGGUGCUUUUCCACAUCCUCAUAACCACACCACCUGGUGUUAGUUACUGUUAUUUGCUCUGCUUAUGGUGAGAUGUGAGAAAUAAAGUACAGGGUCUUGGGACCCAGGGGAGCCUGCUAGCUUUAGCACUCCCAGUCUUAGUGGGCUGUUGCUGGCCUCACGUACAGUGAGUCUUCUGCACUUCCCACAGCUGCGCUCUCCUUUGUCCCUCACCAGCCCCAUUUACGGGCCUCAAUGAGGUGGAGUUGUCUGAGGUUUGGAGGCCAGGAAAUGGUGGUCCAGCAAUAAUAACAUCCCCUUCCACCUUCACCCACACCAGCUGAUGCUCCAGCUUCAGUGACCAGCGCCCUCAGCUCCUUGCACUUGCCUGCAGGCCCUUUCUUGACUUCAGAGCCUUAGCAGAUCCUGUUCUCCAAGGGCUGGCUUUUCCUGUACAUCUUAGCAUCAGCGUUGCCUCCCUAAGUAUGUCCUGCCCCACCCAGUCUAGCAUCGUGGGACCUGGUCCCCUAUCAUCUUGGCAUGGUAUUUCCGCAUUUGUAGUGACAUAUGUUUGGUGUAUUGACCUGUUUGCAGUCUCGCUCCUGCACCAGACGCUGAGCUUGGGUAGGGCAGGGUGGUCUGUCUUGAGUGCCUCCAUCUUCCAGGACUUUGCUCCCUCACUUCCCUCUCAGAUGGCGUGGUGGACCAGGACUUUUACCAGGAGGCUGCAGUUCCCCUAUGGGCAAAGGCUGUCAUCUCCUGCACACUUUCACAGGUGUUCAGAAGACUUGGUCACCUGUUCAUGAGGGGCUGUUCACUUCCCUGCUGUCAAGUCCCUCAUCUCUGGCCAUGAUGAAGCACUGGCUUUCAGUCCCUGAAUUGUUAUGAACACCCAGUGGUGCUGGGCUUCUAGAACAUUCAUCUUAGACCAUCUUUUGAGCGUGGGCUGCAGUGCAGUUCACAGGUUGUAGAUUCCCUUCUCCCCCACACCUCAGGCUCUGUGGCUGGGCCAGGGUGGCUGCCUGUCUGGUAGCAGAAGCACUGAAGAUAGUGAAUGGAAGUUGGCCAGGGUGAGUGAGGAGAAGGCUGGUAAUAUCACAAAGAAACAGUAAAAGCCAACCAGCAUGUUUUCAUUAGGAUGAGGGCGGGAUGGUCAGGCUUCAGAACUGAUUACAGUUAGACCCUAUGGAAGAGCCAAGGUGAGCUCAUCAGCUGUUGGAGUGCCUUGCAGAGUCCCCAGUGUAGCCUCAUGUCUCUCUGUCUUUCAGGGCUCUUGUGUCCAGCCUGAGUUCCAGCCUCACUGAGCCGGUCACCCCCAAGACCUUCCCGCUGAGGAAGCCUUCCCCAGCACUGACCAUGUCUAUUAUGGACCACAGCCCCACCACUGGUGUGGUCACAGUCAUUGUCAUCCUCAUUGCCAUCGCUGCCCUGGGGGCCUUGAUCCUAGGCUGCUGGUGCUACCUGCGGCUGCAGCGCAUCAGCCAGUCAGAGGACGAGGAGAGCAUCGUGGGGGAUGGCGAGACCAAGGAGCCCUUUCUGCUGGUGCAGUACUCAGCCAAGGGACCGUGUGUGGAGAGGAAGGCCAAGCUGACCCCCAACGGCCCAGAAGUACACGGCUGAGCUGGGACGCAGAGGCUCCUGAGCCUAUUUGCAGGCAGCUGAGAGGCACGUGAGAGGGAAACCACAGACAUGCUGCCACUGAGAGGAGGGGUUGACACUUGCUGGCAUGGCCUCGCCAGGCUUUUAUCGCAUGCACUGACUCCUGGGGUCCCAGCUGUCCCAAGCCAGGACUUGGUGGCCCUGGGCAUCCCCUCUGCCUCCUGGUGGGGCUGCCCAUUGCAGGCAGUGGGCAGACCUAACCUUGCUGGGGUUCAAGGCCCCAUAGCGCUUUUGUUACUUGAAUGUUUAGCUGAGCCUGUUUUUGAUGGAGCUACUACUGUAACGCGUGAACUCAUAAACCUGUGAACUGUAAAUAGGCCCCAGAAGCACGUGUUUAAACCUUUUUUGCUGAUUUUUAAAAAUAUCAGAUAGCUUACAUGGGACUGACCCUACUAAUGAUAAGCUAAAUCAAGGCUGUGGGGGAGGGUCUUAGACAUGUAAGGCCCAAGUUGCACUUGGCAGGGGCCUCUAAUAUAUAUAUAUGUGUGUGUGUAUGUAGAGGAUGUGACAUGUCAGUUUUAAGUUUCGGAGCUGACAGGUUGGGGUGUUGUGGUGAUUUCUGCUUGGUUAGCAAUGGAUGGAAGAACCAUACCACCGGCUCUUUCUCUAGGUAGGACCGGCUGUUAAAUACCAGUUCCUGUUGAUAUUGCAAGGAAGCUACUGCAGCUGCUUGGGAGCCAGUGAAGGACAAGUCAGGGCACAUGUCCUGAGGGCUACCAGGCAUCCUAGUGGCAGAGCAGUUUCUUGCCCCUAUGGUCUUGAGCAUGCCGAGCACUCCCUGUCCCCAUCCAUGUCCAGUUACACCCCCCCCUCCCCCCGCAUUAGUGAGUGCAGGCUUCCCAGAGCAGGCAGUGGCUACUUUUAUCUGAAACCCAUUGGCCCAGGAGAAAAAAAUUGUGGUUUUUAUUUGUUGUUGUAUUUAAUAUUUUCUGCACUGGAGGGGAGGGGGAAGGGACUGAGUUUUCCUCCACUCCCUCCCUUUUCACAAAUCAGUUUCCUUUCUUAAAUUACCACUCACCUGCUAGGUACUAGAUUUUACUCUCCUCAGUGGAUCACCUAGGAGAGUCCCCUGACUCCACUAGAACACCAAGUGCGGUAGAAGGACAUUUCUUAUGUGCAUGUGUACACAGGAGCCCCAGAUGUUCCCUGACUGCCUGUGCUUAGUGAGAACCUGGGGGGACUGGGUGGGGGAGAGGGAGUUUCAGGUUCUGAACUUAAGUUUUCAAAAAGAUAAGGAGUUAGUGGCUCCUGGAUCAGGCCAGCGCCUCCACAGCCUGCCAUCUCUAAGGUGUCCCUUGUGUGAACUUGCUUAGAUUUUUAAUCCCACCCCUAUAAACACAUUCUUACUAUCAUGCUUAAACCAUGACUUGUAUCGGCAUUCUGGGUAAUAAACUGUAGGCCAGCCCUGGCUUAAUCUCGGUGAACUGGCCCUUAGCACUUGAAUGGCCUAGCAGCAUGGGCAUGGAGCUCCCAGGGGCUCUCAGCCUUGCUCACCAGCUCCCACCACCAUCAGAGCCCUGGCCUCGGGGUCAGGCUGAAGGCGGAUUACCUAUGGCCUCAUUCAAGUCUCUAAAAAGCAUGUUAAACUAAUCUACUUUCUAGAACCCCAAGAAGGGCGCUUAAGGAACAUUUAUUUUAGCAGUAUAUGCCUAAAUUGGGGUCAAACAUUAAGUAAUAGCUUGGGGGGAGGGAGCAGGGUAGCUAGUUAGGCAGUUUGAGCCAAAGACAAGAACAAAUGUCUUUGGCCCUAGCUCCAGAUGCUCAAGCAUGAGAAUUAGGCUGGAGACCAGCAGAGGCCCUACAGGCUGGGAGGAGGAGACAAGUUCCAAAGGUGCCAACUUGAAAAUCAGGGAGAAGGUUUGCUUUCUAAUGAAGGAUGCUCAUGAAAAAAAUGGAAGGUGUUUGAUCCAUUCCUCUUGCAUUCCAGAACUUCCAAGCUUUCUACCUCUACUUUCUGCAGUAGCAGCAUACACCUAGGCUGUCUUUCACCCUAGUAACCCAGGAGCACCUGGGACUUGCAUUUUCAGUCACUGAUCCUGACCCUGAAAAAGACCAUCACGUGACUGUCAGACUUGCCCUGAGGUUUUUACUGUGCACCAGUGAAGUUUGGGUUUUGAAAUGCUGAAAUGUCACUUUCUCCUUAGUUCCACUUUUGGAAGUUCUUUAUUCCACUCCUUGGUUGCCAGGGAUGACAUCUUUGCAGCUUGAAUCUGGCUCAUCAGCAAGAUGGCAGUGCCAGGUGAAGGUCACAGGCAUGGUGGGGCACUCUUGGGGGUCUUUGAGAGGAAAGUGAAAGUGCCUGUAGAACUGAUGAACCACCACAUAAUAGCUCUCACUGUUCUUAUUUAUCAAUAGCUACUUUUUUUUAGUGUAGACACCAGAGCCACACACUCAACUGGCUUAGUAAGUUAUGACCUCUCAUUGAAUUCUUUCUGAAUAGCCCACUGUUGUAUUCAAGUUUCCUGACUAGUCAGUCAAGAAAUUAACAUUUCAUCCUGUAUGUCAUCACAGAAGCAACAGUAGGAGAAUGGGGAGGGAACUCUGACACUGAGCCACUAAAAUAUGGACUGAUUUUUCAGAUAAACCUUCAAAUGGACUGUGCUACUGUUUUUGUCUCAAAGUUACCAAGUUUGUGCAAUAAGUGGAAGGGAUGUCAUCCCUGUUCAAUAAAAGUUGAAUGACGUUCACAUUGA
Molecule: messenger RNA, 5223 nt
Organism: Miniopterus natalensis
Lineage: Eukaryota; Metazoa; Chordata; Mammalia; Chiroptera; Miniopteridae
Gene: SNN
Product: stannin
Cellular component (GO): mitochondrial outer membrane
Source: RefSeq, a predicted model, not a curated record